Molecule: messenger RNA, 6413 nt
Organism: Mauremys mutica (yellowpond turtle)
Lineage: Eukaryota; Metazoa; Chordata; Testudines; Geoemydidae
Gene: ABCA1
Product: ATP binding cassette subfamily A member 1
Exons: 46
Coding region: 210-6413 (2067 amino acids)
Biological process (GO): transmembrane transport; lipid transport
Cellular component (GO): intracellular membrane-bounded organelle; membrane
Molecular function (GO): ABC-type transporter activity; ATP hydrolysis activity; ATP binding
Source: RefSeq, a predicted model, not a curated record
CCCCGCGCGGCGCUGCCGGGCAGCUAUAAAAGGAGCGGCGGGUUCGCGCCCCUCGCCUUGCAGCAGCUCCCGGGCGGCCGCGCAGCUCACCGCACUGCUCCGCGCCGCGGGGAGACCGCCGGGGCAGCCAGUGAAUGUCCAGCCACAGUGUCCCUGCCGUGUGCUGCUGCUGCUGCACAGGGGGAGCUUCCAGGGCUUGCUGAAGGAAGAUGGCUUUCUGGACACAGUUGGGAUUGCUGCUAUGGAAGAACUUCACGUACAGGAGAAGGCAGACAUUUCAGCUGCUGAUUGAAGUUGCUUGGCCUCUCUUUAUCUUCUUCAUACUGAUCUCCGUACGCCUUUCAUAUCCACCCUACGAACAACAUGAAUGUCACUUUCCAAACAAGGCAAUGCCUUCAGCGGGAACCUUGCCCUGGCUCCAAGGGAUUAUCUGUAAUGCCAACAACCCUUGCUUCCGCUACCCAACGCCCGGGGAAUCCCCAGGUGUCGUCGGAAACUUCAACAGGUCUAUCAUUUCCCGCUUGUUCUCUGAUGCCAAGAGGUUGCUCUUGUACAGCCAGAAGGACAGCAGCUUAAAGGAUGCUCAGAAACUCCUGGCAAAACUGCAGAAGCUUGGGAACUCUGGCUCAGGUUUGAAACUUCGGGAUUUCCUGGUCGACAACGAGACCUUCUCAGACUUUCUCCAUCAUAACGUUUCCAUGCCGUCGUUUGCUGUGGAUGAGAUACUGAAUGCAGAGGUCAACCUCAAGCAGGUCAUCCUGUCUGGCUAUAGAAUGGAGCUGAGAGAUCUGUGCAAUGCGUCAGAGCUGUCUGAAUUUGUUACAAUCCACAACCCGAUAGUCGCGGUGGUCAGCGAAGCUUUCCUUUGCACCAUGCCUAAGGAAAAACUCCACGCAGCUGAGCAAGCCUUUCGUGCUAAUAUAGACCUUUUGAAGCCUGUACUGAAAGGAAUCACCUCCAAUUCCUCCUUACAUGAUCUGUCAGGAGCCCUGGAAACCUUGGUGGAGAGUCUUGGGAAGCUCGUUCAAGAGCUGGUGAGCAUGAAGAGCUGGAGUGACAUGAGGCAGGAGGUGAUGUUUCUGACCAAUGUGAACUCCACAAGCGCCUCUACUCAGAUCUACCAAGCGGUGUCACGGAUUGUGUGUGGCCAUCCGGAGGGGGGAGGGUUGAAAAUCAAAUCUCUCAACUGGUAUGAGGACAACAACUACAAGGCCCUGUUUGGAGGCAACAGCACCGAGGAGGAUGCAGCUAAUUUCUAUGAUAAUUCUACAACACCCUACUGCAAUGAGCUGCUGAAGAGUCUUGAGUCCAGUCCGCUUUCCCGAAUUAUUUGGAGGGCUCUGAAGCCUUUGCUCAUUGGGAAGAUCCUGUACACUCCUGACACCCCGGUCACGAGGCGGGUCAUGACUGAGGUGAACAAGACUUUCCAGGAGCUGAGCGUGUUCCGGGACCUAGGAGGGAUGUGGGAGGAGAUAAGCCUGAAGAUUUGGACGUUCAUGGAAAGCAGCCAGGAAAUGGAUCUGAUCCGGACACUGCUGAAAAGCAAAGGCCUCUGGGACACUCACUUGAGCGGCUCAACAUGGACGAUUCAAGAUGUUUCCCUGUUCUUGGCAAAGUCCCCAGAAGACAUUCAGCCAGUGAAUGGCUUCACAUAUACCUGGAUGGAUGCCUUCAAUGAGACUGACCGGGCUGUCCAAACCAUCUCUCGCUUCAUGGAGUGUGUUAACCUGGACAAGCUGGAGCCUGUGGCCACAGAAGUGCGGCUCAUAAACAGGUCCAUGGAGCUCCUGGAGGAGAGGAAGUUCUGGGCUGGCAUUGUCUUCCCUGAAAUCACCUCAAACAGUGUAGAGCUGCCUCCUCACAUCAAGUACAAGAUACGGAUGGACAUAGACAAUGUGGAAAGGACAAACAAGAUUAAGGAUGGGUACUGGGACCCCGGUCCUCGUGCCGACCCCUUUGAAGACAUGCGGUAUGUCUGGGGCGGCUUUGUGUACUUGCAGGAUGUUGUGGAGCAGGCGAUCAUCAGGGCACUGACAGGCACAGAGAAGAAGACUGGUGUCUAUGUGCAGCAGAUGCCCUACCCCUGUUACGUGGAUGAUAUAUUCCUGCGUGUCAUGGGCCGUUCCAUGCCCCUCUUCAUGACUCUGGCUUGGAUCUACUCAGUGGCUGUAAUAAUCAAGGGGAUUGUGUACGAGAAGGAAGCCCGGCUGAAGGAGACCAUGAGAAUCAUGGGCCUGGACAAUGGUAUCCUCUGGUUCAGCUGGUUCAUCAGCAGCCUCAUCCCCCUCCUCAUGAGCGCUGGGCUUCUGGUGCUGAUCCUGAAGAUGGGAAACCUGCUGCCCUAUAGCGACCCCAGCGUGGUGUUUGUAUUCCUCUCCGUCUUCGCCGUGGUGACCAUCUUGCAGUGCUUCCUCAUCAGCACCAUGUUCUCCAGGGCCAACUUGGCAACAGCCUGUGGGGGGAUCAUCUAUUUCACCCUCUACCUUCCCUACGUGCUGUGCGUCGCCUGGCAGGACUAUGUGAGCGUCUCGCUGAAAAUGUUCGCGAGCCUACUGUCCCCGGUUGCCUUUGGGUUUGGCUGUGAGUACUUUGCAUUGUUUGAGGAGCAGGGAGUUGGCGUGCAGUGGGACAACCUCUUUGAAAGCCCCCUGGAAGAAGAUGGCUUCAACCUCACCACAUCUGCCUUCAUGAUGUUGUUUGAUACCUUCCUCUAUGGGGUUAUGACCUGGUACAUUGAGUCUGUCUUCCCAGGCCAGUACGGAAUUCCCAGGCCUUGGUACUUCCCCUUCACAAAGUCCUACUGGUUCGGUGAGGAAUAUGAGGAGAGGCGGCAUGCUCGUUCUGAUCACAAAGGGCCAUCGGAGAACUGCAUGGAGGAGGAACCCAAUCAUCUUAGCCUGGGGGUCUCCAUUCAGAACCUGGUGAAGAUUUAUCGUGAUGGCAAGAAGGUUGCUGUGGAUGGGCUUACACUGAAUUUCUUUGAAGGGCAGAUCACAUCCUUUCUGGGACACAAUGGAGCUGGGAAAACCACAACCAUGUCCAUCUUAACUGGCUUAUUUCCUCCGACCUCGGGCACGGCCUUCAUCCUGGGCAAAGAUAUCCGCUCCGAGCUCAGCACCAUCAGGCAGAACUUGGGUGUCUGUCCCCAGCACAAUGUCCUCUUUGACUUGCUGACUGUGGAAGAGCACAUCUGGUUCUACGCUCGUCUGAAAGGGCUGUCAGAAAAAAAGGUGAAAGAAGAGAUGCAGCAGAUGGUGAUGGAUGUUGGCCUGCCUCACAAACUCAAAGCUAGAACCAGCAAACUCUCUGGUGGCAUGCAGAGAAAGCUGUCUGUGGCCUUGGCCUUUGUGGGUGGAUCAAAGGUUGUCAUUUUGGACGAACCAACAGCUGGGGUGGAUCCUUACUCUCGCCGAGGGAUAUGGGAGCUGCUUCUGAAGUAUCGCCAAGGCCGCACCAUCAUUCUGUCUACACACCACAUGGAUGAGGCAGACAUCCUAGGGGACAGGAUCGCCAUCAUUUCUAAUGGCAAACUGUGUUGCGUUGGAUCUUCCCUGUUCCUGAAGAACCAGCUAGGAACAGGCUAUUACCUGACCCUGGUCAAGAAGGAUGUGGACUCUUCUCUGAGCUCCUGCAGAAACAGCAGCAGUACGGUGUCGUACCUGAAAAAGGACGACAGUGUCUCCCAGAGCAGCUCAGAUGCUGGGCUUGGCAGUGACCAUGAAAGUGACACCUUGACAGUAGACGUCUCUGUUAUCUCCAACCUCAUUAUGAAGCACGUUCCUGAGGCCAGGCUGGUAGAGGAGAUUGGCCAUGAGUUAACCUACGUCUUGCCGUAUGAAGCUGCAAGAGAGGGAGCUUUUGUGGAGCUGUUCCAUGAGAUCGACGACCGUCUCUCUGACCUGGGCAUCUCAAGUUACGGCAUCUCAGAGACUACCCUGGAGGAAAUCUUUCUCAAAGUGGCUGAAGAUACUGGGGUGGAUGCAGAGACCUCAGAUGGCACAUUACCUGCAAGAAGGAACAGGCGUGUGUUUGGAGACAGGCAGAGCUGCCUUCAUCCAUUCACGGAAGAUGAUGCUUUCGACCCUAAUGAUUCAGACAUAGAUCCAGAAUCCAGAGAGACAGACCUGCUCAGUGGGAUGGAUGGCAAAGGGUCCUACCAGAUGAAGGGCUGGAAGCUCAUCCGGCAGCAGUUCGUAGCUCUACUGUGGAAGAGGCUGCUCAUUGCCAAGCGCAGCAGGAAGGGUUUCUUCGCCCAGAUCGUACUGCCUGCCGUGUUUGUGUGCAUUGCUCUCAUGUUCAGCCUGAUUGUACCUCCCUUCGGGAAAUACCCCAGCCUGGAACUGCAGCCCUGGAUGUACGAGGAGCAGUAUACCUUUAUCAGCAAUGAUGCGCCAGACGAUGCAGGCACUCAGAAGCUUAUGAACACUCUUCUCAAUGAACCCGGCUUUGGGACCCGUUGUGUGGAAGGACAUUCCAUUCCAGACACUCCUUGCCUGGUCAGAGAGGAUGAAUGGACCACCGCCUCUGUCCCCGACACGGUCCUGGACAUCUUCCUGAAUGGCAACUGGACCAUGGAGAACCCCUCCCCAGCCUGCGAAUGCAGCAAUGAGAAGAUCAAGAAAAUGCUCCCUGUGUGCCCUCCUGGUGCAGGGGGGCUGCCUCCUCCACAGAGAGAACAGAACACUGGUGACAUCCUGCAGAACCUGACGGGCCGGAACAUAUCGGACUAUCUGGUGAAGACCUACGCACAGAUCAUUGGGAAAAGUUUAAGGAACAAGAUCUCGGUGAAUGAGUUCAGGUAUGGUGGGUUUUCAGUGGGUGCCAGCAGUUCCCUCCUGCUUCCUCCCAGUGAUGAAGUCAGUGAUGCCAUCAAGCAAGUGAAGAAAAUCUUGGAGGUAGCCAAGGGGAGUUCUGGAGAUCAGUUUCUUCACAGCUUAGGAAGCUUCAUGAAAGGGAUGGACACAAAAAACAACGUGAAGGUUUGGUUCAAUAACAAAGGCUGGCAUGCCAUUGGCUCCUUCCUGAAUGUGAUCAACAAUGCCAUCCUCCGGGCCAACCUUCAGGACGGCGAGAAUCCCAGCACCUACGGGAUCACCGCGUUCAACCACCCGCUCAACCUCACCAAGCAGCAGCUCUCCGAGGUCGCCCUGAUGACCACGUCGGUGGACGUUUUAGUCUCCAUCUGUGUGAUCUUCGCCAUGUCCUUCGUCCCAGCCAGCUUUGUGGUUUUCUUGAUCCAGGAGCGGGUCAGCAAGGCCAAGCACCUGCAGUUCAUCAGUGGAGUGAAACCGGUGAUCUACUGGCUGGCUAACUUCGUCUGGGAUAUGUGCAACUACAUAGUUCCAGCCACCUUGGUCAUCAUCAUCUUCAUCUGCUUCCAACAGAAGUCCUACGUGUCCUCUUCCAACCUGCCCGCGCUGGCCCUUCUCCUCCUGCUCUAUGGGUGGUCUAUAACACCACUCAUGUACCCAGCUUCCUUUGUGUUCAAGAUCCCCAGCACAGCCUACGUGGUGCUGACCAGUGUGAAUCUCUUCAUUGGCAUAAAUGGCAGCGUGGCCACUUUCGUCCUCGAGCUCUUCACCAACAAUAAGUUGAACAACAUCAAUGAAAUCCUGAAGUCUGUGUUCCUCAUCUUCCCCCACUUCUGCCUGGGGCGCGGACUGAUCGACAUGGUGAAAAAUCAGGCCAUGGCCGAUGCUUUGGAAAGGUUUGGCGAGAACCGUUUUGUGUCCCCUCUGUCCUGGGAUCUGGUGGGACGGAACCUCUUUGCCAUGGCUGUGGAAGGGGCAGUCUUCUUCCUUAUCACAGUGCUCAUCCAAUACAGGUUCUUCAUCAAACCGAGGCCUGUCAGUGCCAAGUUGCCUUCUGUGAAUGAUGAGGACGAGGAUGUGACGAGGGAGAGGCAGAGGAUAAUUAGUGGCGGUGGACAGAGUGACAUCCUUGAAAUCAAAGAGCUGACCAAGAUUUAUAGAAUGAAGAGAAAACCGGCUGUUGACCGGAUCUGUGUUGGAAUCCCUCCUGGGGAGUGCUUUGGCCUCCUGGGAGUGAAUGGCGCUGGCAAGUCAUCAACUUUCAAGAUGCUAACUGGAGAUACAGAUGUGACGGGAGGAGAAGCUUAUCUGAAGGGAAACAGUAUCUUGUCUAAUAUCCAAGGAGUCCAUCAGAACAUGGGCUAUUGCCCUCAGUUUGAUGCUAUUAAUGAGCUGCUGACAGGGAGAGAACAUCUGGAGUUCUUUGCACUUUUACGGGGUGUUCCUGAGAAAGAGGUCUGCCAGGUUGGCGAAUGGGCAAUUCGUAAACUGGGCCUUGUGAAAUAUGGAGAAAAAUAUGCUGGGAACUACAGUGGCGGCAACAGACGCAAGCUCUCCACUGCUGUUGCCCUGAUUGGGAGCCCUCCAGUGGUGUUCCUGUGA